Messenger RNA from Cephus cinctus (wheat stem sawfly), 3717 nucleotides. RefSeq names its product ankyrin repeat domain-containing protein 6 (gene dgo). The record is from RefSeq and is a predicted model, not a curated record. Gene Ontology annotation, molecular function: protein binding. The coding region runs from base 1155 to 3680 and encodes 841 amino acids. The transcript has 10 exons. Lineage: Eukaryota; Metazoa; Arthropoda; Insecta; Hymenoptera; Cephidae.
UUGUAGAACGUCUUUGCGAAUCGCGAAUCGUAAAUGCUGCGAAUUCUAGUUGUAUACUCGUAUAUCUAUUUUCUCGUGCGACACGUAUAAUGCGACUACUUCUUGCCGAUGAAUUUGUACUACCGAUGUUACCUGCGCUGAAUACUCGUUUUCUCGUGUAACCAAGUCUCUAUAUAUGUACUGUAUAUAGUUCUGGUAUACCCUGUGUAUAUUUAAUUCGUAGCUGUGUAACGUGACUGUGUAUAUUUGUGAGUUUGGGUAGAGUACUGCGUUUGCCGUGUUUUUCUCGAAAGCUCUGGAAUUUUCGAGCGAGACUCUCGUGUAUUCUUCAGUUCCACCAUUGGUUAAAUAGGCUUUUUUCUUUCGUACAACUCGGUUCCAGUGUGAUUUCUCGAGGAAACGUUGCAAGUUAUAGACGAUCUGUAGUUGCUUAUAUUUUUUCCGCAGUGUUAUGAAACUGUUUAGUGAGUACUGUUUAUUUUUGUUUUCCCCUAACGUUACUUAUGGGAUGUGUGUUGAUAGAUUUUAUAAAAUUUUGCAGACUGACAGUUGUCAAUAUAUCGUCAGAUUGUACUGUUGGACAAAAAAAAUUGUUAAUUAAAAAAAGAUAUCGGUCGUACAAUUAGUAUUGAGAUAUACGUGUUAAAUAAAUUCCACGAAACCCGUUACGGGAUCCCGUAUAAAUUCCACGUGGAGCUUUUUAGCCACGAAAGGGACCCGAGCCGUUACUCAAAAAUAAAGGAAGCCGAGCGAGCGCGUAAAAAAGGAAAGUCCAAUAGAAUCCGGAGAGAAUCCGUUAUGACCGUGACAGACGUCGACUGCGCGUCAAGAAGUUGAGAAAGUUUUGAAAAAGAAGGAACGACUGUGAAAUAAGAAUAUAAUAAAGAGAAAUAAAUAAAGCUAAAUAAAAGUAAUGCUUAGUGAAACUGCGCGAGCCUGAAUGAACGCGGAUAAAAAUAAAUUUCCUAAUUCCGUUCCGCAUGGUAUAAUCCUUCUGUAAACCAAUUAAUCCAGCAUGAUAGUAAAACCAACAGAGGCAAGCUCGAACAGCAGGAAAAAGCGUGACGCUCGUGCAUGAUAGUUUUUCUUUUUUCUCUACUCGGGCUUCGUCCAUCUAUUCUUCUCUUUUUCAUCGUCAAGCAUAAAGGUCAGACAUGCCCCUAACUAGAGCUGAGGUGCUGCUCGACAUGUACGGGCACGCGGAUGGAGGCAUUUCCCGUGCUUACAUCAUAUGCCUGGCUGGAAUGGCAGAGAAGGUGCGCGAGGCGUCGGCACGGGGCGACGCCGUGCGUCUCGCACGCCUCCUGGACGACGGCAUAAAACCGUUAGCGGAUGAGCACGCUCGUAGUCCUCUUCUAUUGGCUGCUGCCGGUGGUCACGUGGUAUGCUGCGAAAUUUUGAUUCAGCGCGGAGUGGACGUAAACGCCGCCGAUAGUUCGGGCGUGACGCCAUUGCAAAGAGCAGCGGCGGAGGGUCAUCUGGAUGUUGUGGAAUUGCUACUGAAACAUGGCGCUGACAUCGGUCAUCAAGAUACAGUGCAUGAAAAUUCAGCGUUGCACGAGGCUUCCUGGAGGGGUUAUAGCAGAACUGUGGCGGUGCUUGCCAAGGCACUUGGUACUCAAAGGGCUCCUCUUCACGCCAGAAAUCUUGCUGGAUUUGCGCCACUUCAUUUGGCCUGUCAGAAUGGACAUAAUCAGAGCUGCAGAGAACUACUAUUAGCCGGAUGCAAUCCGGAUUUACAAAAUAACUACGGUGACACUCCUCUUCAUACAUCAGCAAGAUACGGACAUGCUGGAGUCACCCGAAUUCUGAUAUCCGCUUUGUGCCGUGUUUCAGAGCAAAAUAAAAAUGGCGAUACCGCCCUUCAUAUUGCCGCUGCGAUGGGACGCAGAAAACUGACUAGGAUCCUUCUGGAAGCAGGGUGCGACAGGACACUUCGUAACAAGCAGGCUGAGACUGCGAAGGACAUAGCACGACGAAAGAAUCUCAGCGAGAUUCUGGUGAUAAUCAGUAAAGCUAGGAGCAGAAGUCGGGCACGGAGUAAGAGCAGAGAGGAUGAAGUACCAGUGACGAAAGUUGAAGAGAAAAGUGGCAAGGGCGAGAAAAAGCGAGAGAAGACCGGAAGUGGAACAAGUGGAAGUAGAGAUGGUGGUACUAAGAAAGAAAAGAAGAAGCACAAGGGAGGAAAGCAGCACAAGGUUCACUUUGAAAAAGCCAUGAUGGGAAGACAGUGGUCACCGUAUGGCUGCCAUUAUUAUCCUGAUCCUGAAGCUUUUCCUCAACCUCGUCUAGACUCCCUGCCACCGGAUCCUCUAGGAAGAGGUGAACAGUAUUACCUGGACUUGGCAGGAAACAUCAGAAAGGGUCCUGUAGGAGUUGGAUACACCUGCUACUGUGCUCCAUUCUUUAGACACAUGGAAGCCAAACUGGAAAGAGAUAAGGCCGAGUUGAAAGCUCACAUUGAUCAGGCCCACGAAAGACUCGACCUGAAGGUGGCUAACCUGGAGCGUAGAACUCGUGGGCAAAUUUCGGAGUUGACAAGAUGUGUGGCUGCAGAGAGAUCACGAUGUGACGAGAGACACUUGCAUCUCCAACAGUGGCUAUCCAGAGACGGUCAUGGCAGACAUAGUGAGAGGCCCAUGAGAACGAACGUGAUGAAUGACCAAGCUGGACCCACUAGAGCUAGAUCACUGGAGGAUCUAUUGGACGAUAGGCCGCAUGAUCGUAGCUUUGAGAUUCCUGGUGAGACUGCUAUUCACAGUGGCAGCUUAGAUGAUUUGGAUAUACCAGCUAUACCAAGACUCAGUAAAUCUAUGAGGGAUUUACCUUCUGGAUCUGGUAUGUCCAGACCCACCCUGAGAGUACUUGAUGUACCUGCAAGACUUAAUGAGACUUUUGAUGGGGUCGUUGGAAGGGAACGCUCUUCACCACUUGGUGCUAUUUCGCCUUGUAUUAGCUUAAGACAACAAGUAAUGCAUCAACAGGCAUCUUUACCCCACGAUAUAACUUCAAGUCCUUGUCAAGAUGACCUAGAGGACCUUAAUCAAAUCCCAGAGGAUAAUCCCGAGGGCUGGAGAUCCGCUCCAGGACGUCGUAGCGUCCAUGAAAUGAUAAAACGAUUUCAACAAGUACCUGGUAUGCAUAACGGAUGGCGAGGUCCACGUUCCAGAAGUAGCGAACCUGCCAGUCCUGAACACGGUCAAACUUUAGUAAAUCAAAGAGUACAACCACAGGGCGGACUGGGAAAUGGUUGGCUUGGAGAAGGCCAAGGUAAUGACAGCGAAAGUAGCGAGGGAGAAGAGGAUGUUGAUGAACAAUGCGAACAAGUUAAUGGUGCAUUAAAUGCAAAGGGCGUGGUAGUAUCUGAGAACGUGCAUUGCGAAACAAUUGCAAGAAUGCCUUAUAGAUCGCGAAAUGCAGUUUACAGCCCCACACCGCCAUUGCACGAUGCACAUAACGAUUCUGGUUACAGUACGCGAAUGUACGGAUCGAGUAAAGGUGCAUCGCCAUCUUUGUCGGGACAACUAGAAUGCGAUGUUAUCCUGCCAGCAUCGCAGGCACCGCCAUUCCCAAGUGAACAGUUGGCUGCACUGCUGGAGCAACCACGAGGGCACGAUUUGACUGUUUACGAAAGAGCUUCGGAUAAUAUUAUUAACAUUGGUGCUGCGAGUCUCGUGUGAAUUAAAGAUAUUCGAUAAAAGUCCACACGAAUGAAUA